Molecule: messenger RNA, 897 nt
Organism: Pipistrellus nathusii (Nathusius's pipistrelle)
Lineage: Eukaryota; Metazoa; Chordata; Mammalia; Chiroptera; Vespertilionidae
Source: the annotation of a GenBank genome assembly
AUGGCCGUGGGGGACAGCUCCCGGGCCACCUCUCCACGCCUGUCCCAGGACUCCCUGGACGUGGAGCCUGUGGGGAGCCCUGAGCCCCCGGCCCUGCCCAUGGAGCCUUCUGCCCACCCGGGCCGGCUGCUGGCCAGCCAGAAGCUAGAGCGGGUGCUGGAGCGGUCCGGCCGGCUCCCGGCUUCCCCUGCCAGCUUGGUAUAUCACCGCCGCUCCCUGCCGCCUACGAGGAGGCCUGAGUAUGACGUGCCCCCUUUUGGAGCAAGGGACCAGGGGGCCACCACGGCAGACACUGACCUGGAGGCAGGCCUGGAAGAAGCAGAGGUGGUGAGGGGCACGGGGCCUGAAGCCGGGGCCUGCCCUCCCGGACAGGGUCUUCGCUACCUGGAGCACCUGUGCCUGGUGCUGGAGCAGAUGGCCAGGCUGCAGCAGCUCCACCUGCAGCUGCAAACCCAGAGGCCCCCUGGGGGCCCCGUGGAGGAGGAGGAGUUGACUGUGGCUCCUUCACCUCCACCCUCUCAUGCCUCAGGCAGUGAGAUUCGGGGGUCAUGGGAAUUGCACAGCCAGGCUCCGGAGACAGGCGAAGAAAGAGCUUCACUCCCAAUGGUAGGGGUGCCCAGUGCCAACCCUUUCAGGCUGUCCAGAGUCCCGGCACAACCAGCUCACACCUGUCAGCCCUCCCAGAGUCACAGAGAUCUCUCCCACUGGAACAAGAUCAAGGUCCUUCUCAAUCGGAUUCGCUGGAAGAGCCCUCAACACCCUGAGCCUCCCACCCCUCCUCAUGGCCCUGCUUCCAGAGUUGAGUCAAGGGACCUUCCAUGUCGUCCCCUCAGGAAGACCUUUAUGCCAUCGUUAGUGGUGAAGAAGCAACGAGCAAAAAACCUUUCUUUCUCCUGA